CCGACGGUUGACAUAUUUCUUCCCUGCUGCAAAGAGCCCACUGACGUUCCAGAGGAUUCGAUUCAGGCUGCCCUGGCUAUGGAUUAUCCCAAGCACCAGUUUCGAGUUUUGGUCCUGGAUGAUGGAGGGGACGAUCAGCUGAAACAAUACUGUGAGGUAUUGGAGCAUGUCGAGCCUCCGAGUGCUUCGGUCCGAUAUCUUCGUCGAGUAAAGAUUCCAGGAGUUCCACACAACUUCAAAUGCGGUAACCUUAACUACGGCCUGGAGCAUUCGGACGCAGAGUUCGUGGUGAUGAUGGACGCAGACAUGAUACUUCACCCAUCGUUCCUGAAGACUUUACUUCCUCAUAUCGUGAAAGACCCCAAAGUGUCAUUCGUACAGAUACCUCAGUCGUUUUACAACCUUCCGGUGGGAGAUCCUCUAAACGAUGCUUGCGGAUUUUGCUACGAGCGUCUCAUGAUUCACAGGGACACAUUUGGGGCCGCACCGUGCGUUGGAACUGGAGCAAUCUUCCGAAGGAAACAUCUGGACGAGAUUGGAGGCUUCCAGCCAAUGUCAAUCACAGAAGACACCACGACCGCAUUCAAGCUCUUCAACCAGGGCUUCAAGUCCGUCUACCUCAACCGCAAGCUUCAGAUUGGUCUUACACCGUGGACGUUUGAAGGAUAUAUCAAGCAGCGGCGGCGGUGGUGCCAGGGAGCUAUACAGCAAUUCUCUGCGACAUGGAGAGAGAUGCUUGGGCCAAAGAGCAGGCUUUCAUUCCUACUCAAGGUGUGGUACUUCUGGCACACUGGAUACUACUUCAUCCCAAUUUUCAACAUUGUAAUGGUCCUGCUCUUCAUAGUUCUCCUUGCCUUGAACUUGGACCUCAUUGUUGGCACCUUUCACGACAACCGACGCAUUCUUAUAAAUCUCUCAGCUCUUCUUAUCUGCUGGCGCCUGUCUUGGUUCUCAGUAUGGCUCGGUCUUCCCCAGCCAAUCCAAAGUCGCAACCGGGACGAGUCACAUUUCUGGUGGAUGACCCCCUACUUAUUCAAAACGAUAUACAAGUCGAUCUUUUCAUACUCUUCCACCUUUAUAUUCACUCCAACAAGCAACAUUGACCGUGCUGCGGCACAAGCCAAGCUCAAGAAACAACCAGCGGUGAUCAAGUUCCUUGGCAAGCUCAAGCACGUAAGGGUGCACAUUACCUACAUAUUCCUGGUUUUGGGUGUGGUUGGCUACAGGAUUUAUUGGAUAGCGGAGCAAGGUGGCAAAAACUGCCAGAAUAAUUUCUACGUGAUCACCAUAUCGUUUUUUCUACUUUCCACCUGUGCACACAUGCUCAUACCAAUUAUGUACAUCUUGUGCCCUCCUAGCUACAAACCUGGGGAACGCAAGUCAUUGCUUCAGUACAAGGAAGGAGUUCCACAAUUUUUGGAGGGAGACUAUCUCCCAAAGUGGCACUGGUCAAUAAUCUUUUACGAGGGGAUAUCUAACGUUGCUACGAGUAUCUUCUGGGUGGCGGCACUUGUCAUAAUCGUCACCAAAUCGGAUCGACGCUGGUGUAAGGCAGGUGCUAUAUAGUCAAUCAACACUUGCACUUCUUUAUUCAGUAAAGUGGCAAACUAGCCUGUUUAUCUACGUAUAGCGAGAGUUCCUUUUUGCAUUUGUGCCUUCUUCUCUGUAGUUCUGUUUUCUGUCCUAGCGAUCUCUUGAAGAUUGCUAGUGUGGUCAACAUUGGCAUGCAUAUAAGUUUCCUGAAAAGAGGCAUCAGAGUCAAAGUGAGUAUGGCGGUCUUGAAUACUAACCGAAGUCAAACUUGUAUUGCAAGACGAAGACAAGUUGUCGGUAGCAGAAAGAAGUAGAAUUGAACACGCUACUUGAUUCGCAAAAGCACAACUAUAUUCGAAGGGAUUUGAUCGACGUAAUAUGGUACACAACCAAUGUAAACCGGAAUACUUAGCUGGCUAUUACACAUGAUAUUUUGUUUUCGCUUGCACUUCUUAACAUGAUUACGAAAAAACUCUUCUCAGUGGAA
This is a messenger RNA of Selaginella moellendorffii, 2020 nucleotides long. Its product is annotated as cellulose synthase 1 catalytic subunit [UDP-forming]. The coding region runs from base 79 to 1566 and encodes 495 amino acids. The record is from RefSeq and is a predicted model, not a curated record. Lineage: Eukaryota; Viridiplantae; Streptophyta; Lycopodiopsida; Selaginellales; Selaginellaceae. The transcript is spliced from 3 exons.